UUUCCUAUCUUUGAAGAAACAGUGCGAGACAACAAACUACUGGAUUAUGUUGAAGACCUGAUCGGUCCAAACAUCCGCCAUAUCAGGCAAGAGAAGGUCAACCUAAAGCUUCCUAAAGGGACUCGAUUCCCUGUGAAGUGGCACCAGGAUUGGGCUUUCUAUCCUCAUACGAACCARAAGAUGCUAAUGGCAUGUGUGUCUAUCGAUGAUACAACACGAGAAAAUGGGUGUCUACAAGUUAUACCAAAGUCACAUAAAGGACCCUUAUUCUCACACUUCAAAGAUGGCGAAUUUUCAGCCGCUAUCAACGAUGAACUAUUCGAUCCAAGCUCGACCGUCCAUCUUGAAGUCCCAUCAGGGGGAGUUAGCCUGCACCAUGCCUUAACAGUCCAUGGUUCUGCACCGAACAAUACAAAUCAGAAAAGGCGUUUAUUAGUUUUCUUGUACUGCAACACUGAUGCUUGGCCGUUGCUAGGGGUAACGUCCAUGGAGUAUGGAAAUAUAGGACCUGUAGAUUGGGACCGGUUUACUUCUACCAUCGUUCGCGGGGAAGCGACUCUGUUUCCUAAAAUGGAAUCGGUGCAAGUUUGUCUUCCUGUCCCGUUCGACAAACCUGGUUAUGUUUUUGAAGAGAAAGUACCGAUAACAUCGUCACACGAAGAUCCUAAGAAUUGAACAUGCCAGCCUCAAGGCUGAUUACACUAUUUGAAGCACUAUUGUUUGAUAAUUGUCAAAAUAGACCCCUUGCAUGUGACGUCAAAACAGCUUCAUCUGGAGGACAAAACAAAAGAUUUUUAUCCUCUUGGGAACUAGAAUCUAUUGUUUUGUCCUCCAGUUGGAGCUGCAUUCCCAUGAACUGCAAGGGGUCUAUACAAAAGUUGCAGAGUUGCAUCAUCGACCCAGUCCCUUUACUGUACGUUGAUCGAUGUUAAGGUUUUAUAGUUUUUUUACGAAGAAUGAAGGAAAUUGUCAGAAAACUAAAAACAAUGUUGUUGAAUAAUAAAAACAAUAGACCAUGUUGAAA
This is a messenger RNA of Exaiptasia diaphana, 1024 nucleotides long. Its product is annotated as probable alpha-ketoglutarate-dependent hypophosphite dioxygenase. The transcript has 3 exons. Lineage: Eukaryota; Metazoa; Cnidaria; Anthozoa; Actiniaria; Aiptasiidae. The annotation marks the transcript as partial. The record is from RefSeq and is a predicted model, not a curated record.